Neurospora tetrasperma FGSC 2508 is the source of this 2502-nucleotide messenger RNA. RefSeq lists its product as uncharacterized. NCBI's taxonomy places the organism in Eukaryota, Fungi, Ascomycota, Sordariomycetes, Sordariales, Sordariaceae. The coding region runs from base 1 to 2502 and encodes 833 amino acids. The record is from RefSeq and is a predicted model, not a curated record. The transcript is spliced from 3 exons.
AUGCCACCAACAUCGAUAUCCCUCCCCUCGCACGUCGCGCGGCCGUCUUCCACCAAGACAUCCUCGGUCACCGUUACAAGCAUUCCCUCGCCCGACACGGAACCCAACCUCUGCUCCUUUUGCUCCCAGAUUGACUUCCCGUUGCUUCGUUACCCCACAACUACCGAUCUCCGCUCUCUGAACGACGGCAACCCAGCACCCCAGGACCUCAGCCCCUUCAAGCGCAACCCAUAUGCCAGAGUCGAGCCAACAUGGUCUUUGGGCCUUCUUUCCCGCAUCCACAAAUCUUCUGCCUCUUGCGACCUCUGCCACGCCUUAUGUACCGUCCUAGACCAGCAGCCGCAAGUCCGCGCCACCCUCACCGAAAUGGGCGUACAGGAUCCAUUGGUCUUGGGUACAUUAGCCCUUUGUGGGAGAUUGUCGGCACCAGACGGGACAUCGUGGCUGGAGCAUGAUGACAAGCAUGGCGGACUGAAGGAAAGGGAUUGCUUCUUCCUCCGACGGUUGGGACUGCUGUUUCGGCCGGCCGACAAAGAUGAGGAUGUGAAUGAGCCGGGUAUGCCCAAGAAGAUCGAAAGCUGGUAUUCCACAAUGGAUAUCUUUCAGACUAUGAACACUGCUAUUCCAAGGGGUUUUGCUGAAGACAAAAAAGGGGUGCUGAUGGGAGAUGAGGAAAAACCGGAGACGGUGUGGUUCGCAGGACGAAAGAGACCGGAGAUGAUUGACAUUGGCUUGAUCAAACAAUGGCUCAAUGAGUGCUUGGAGAACCACAAGGACGUCUGUGGGAUUAGUGAAGAGGUAGAUGAGGAUGAUGAUCCGGAGUUGGUAGAACAGAUGAGGCGUUUGGGUUGUAUCGUAACCAAGUACAACCUCUACGAUGUCGACAUGUCCGCCCUCAAGUUUGCUUCACUCAGUUAUGUCUGGGGUGUCACUCCUCAGAAACUCACCCUUCUUAUCGAAAACGAGUAUGAACUCCACCGGCCCAACUCUCUCGUUGGCAAAGUGUCCGAGACCAUCUCCGACGCCAUCCACCUAACCGAAAAACUUGGCCUCCAAUAUCUCUGGGUCGAUGCCCUCUGUAUCAUCCAAAACUCCGAGGAUGAUAAGGUAAUGCAACUUGGCAACAUCGCCAACGUUUACGCCCACUCCCUCUUCACUAUCAUGGCCGCUGCGGGUGACGACUCCAACUUUGGUCUUCCUGGUAUCCGCACCCCCCGGGAUACAGUCCAAGAGGUAGUCCCGGUCAUCGCCCCAUCAGAAAACAACCCCGGGAUGUCCCUCAUCACUGCCCUCUCUCCCACCCACCAGUCCCAUGAACACCCAACCCGCAAGACCAUCUGGGCCUCGCGCGGGUGGACACUCCAGGAACGAGCCCUCUCCCGACGGGCCAUUGUCAUUAUGAAAAGCCACGUCCUCUGGUCCUGUUCCCGGUCUCACUACUCGGAGGAGUCCUGCUGCGAGACCGCUACACUCGGCUCCUUAGCAUGGUUCGGCCUGCAAGAGUCUGACCCCAUUCUCAAUUCGUCCGAGCGAACGUGGUACACCGAAGACGUGCCCGAAGAACAAGUCUGGUACAAGUUCCAACGCUUGGUGCAAGACUACUCAAACCGCAAUCUAAAGUUCCAAGGCGAUGCUCUCGAUGCGUUUAGUGCAGUGGUGGAGCAAGUCCGUAGAAUGACUGGUGAGAACUUUCUCUGGGGCAUGCCAAGCGGGCGCUUCGAGCUUUGUCUGUGCUGGGAGCCUUACCGACGAGGUCUCAAGAGGAGAGAGGAACUGAGCACGCUGGAGAUGACCAGCUUCAAGCGGCAUGUUCCCUUCCCAACUUGGUCGUGGCUGGGAUGGUCCGGAGCUAUCUGUCUCAAAGUGCAGGACCGCGAGCUCGAGGUGGGACUCAACCCAAAGGUGGUUUGUUUUGUUCUGCGCAACCACCCACUGCGCGUGUUUCCGGUGCGAAGAAUCUCCGUCGAUAACGGCCCAGAACGAGCCAACUCGUGGGCUAUACCCAACAUCAACGACAGCAAGUACUCGGUCACCCUCGACGACAUCUAUGACAAUCUGCCCUCCAUGACCCCCGAAGUCCUGCUUGACAUACCGGACGACCAGCUCAUCUUCUUCUGGACCGAAUCAGCGCGCUUCAAACUCUCGGAGCUCAAAGUGCAGGGACCGUCAGUCUUGCAAGAAAACCCGUUGCAAGUGAAGGAGUACACCAAGUAUUAUCAAGAGAUUAUCGACGAUGACGGACAGGUGGUAGGGAGGACGCACCCUUGCGACCCAAAGGCUCAGGACAUUGGAGUGGAUGAGAAGGGUGACGGUAAAUGCGAGUUCAUCCGCAUUGCCAACAAUUACCUGCCGUUCUGUGAUCCGGAGAAGUUGGCGAUGCAGGUACGAAGGGGUACAGGCAAGUAUAACCGGGAUGUUAGAUACCGCGUCAAUUUGGCAGAAAUCAAGAAGGAGGCGUGGAAGCAGGUUUAUGAGAAGAGGGUGUUGGUUGCACUGGGUUAA